Messenger RNA from Megalops cyprinoides (Indo-Pacific tarpon), 1863 nucleotides. RefSeq names its product rho-related GTP-binding protein RhoV-like. The transcript has 3 exons. Gene Ontology annotation, biological process: small GTPase-mediated signal transduction. Gene Ontology annotation, molecular function: GTP binding; GTPase activity. Lineage: Eukaryota; Metazoa; Chordata; Actinopteri; Elopiformes; Megalopidae. The record is from RefSeq and is a predicted model, not a curated record. Bases 124 to 825 code for a protein of 233 amino acids.
GAGGUGAUGAGAUCGCGUCAGCCCACUGUCAGUAUCUGCGCGCAACGCAAACCGGCGUGCCUGCUCAUCUCGCUUCUCAUCUAGCAAACUUCAGCAGGCGUUGUGGUCUUCAUUACUGAAGAAAUGCCACCUCAAAUGGAAUACAGUUACGAAGAGACAAGGAUCCCAUCCGUGUGUAUUAGUCACGAAAAAGCUCACGAACCGGCUAUCAGCUGCAUGUUGGUUGGUGAUGGUGCCGUGGGAAAGACUAGCAUGAUUGUGAGCUACACCACCAACGGAUAUCCCACGGAAUAUCAACAGACGGCUUUUGACGUGUUCACUGGUAUGGUUCAAGUUGAUGGAACACCUGUACGCAUCCAGUUGAUGGACACUGCAGGACAGGAGGAGUUUGACGGCUUUCGCUCCCUUUGCUACGCUCACACAGACGUGUUCAUCGUCUGCUUCAGCGUCGUUGACCCCACGUCCUUCCAGAACAUCACCAAGAAGUGGAUCCCUGAAAUCCGGGCCUACAACCCGGCUUCCCCCAUCAUCUUGGUAGGGACUCAGUCAGACCUCCGGCACGACGUCAACAUCCUCAUCAACCUGGACCGCUUCAAGGUGAAGCCGGUGCUGAACUCCCGGGGCCGUGAGCUGGCAGAGAAGAUCAGGGCCCAGGACUAUGUGGAGUGCUCCGCGCUGACGCAGAAGAACCUGAAGGAAGUGUUUGACACGGCCAUCUUCGCCGCUAUCAAACACAAGGCACGGAAGGCCAAGAAGCUGAAGUUUUCAGACCGUGCAAGGACCUUCUCCAAGUGCGGGUGGAAGAAGUUCUUCUGCUUUGUCUGAAAUGACUGGUGCACAGCCAAAAACACUUAAUUUGUUAAUUUAUUCAGACUUGAACAUUUCAGUCUUGGUGACAGGCGUGCUGGCCCUUGGGAAUCAGGUCUUGGCGGAGGACAUGGUUAAUGCAGUUUCUUUGCUGGAUGGAUGCAGGGAUUCAGGGGAUCCCUGCAUAGAAGGGGCCAAGUGCAUAUUUGCACAGAUUGACUGUGAUGGCCCUUAUUUGUGAAGCGGAUUCUGAACUGAGGAUUGACAAUCUGCAAGUGGUGAAAAAGAGCUCCUGGUAACACAGGGUGUUGUCUGGUACAUCAAAAGUGGGAACGAACAACGGCUUCAUGUUUGAAGCCAGUUUAGAACUCAAAACCGUGAAAUGCCAGUCACACAGGGAACACAGAUUUCAAACUUGAGAAUUUUCUUAGUUUGCUACUAAGUAGCCAAAAGCAUUUUGCCAAUCUAAAAGCAAGAUCCUUUGAUAGCGCAGUGUAAUUAUGUGCCACUCAUUUGAAACUUAUCCACUCUCCGAGGUUGUUAGAGAAGAAGCAGUCAGGGUUGAACACAUCCUUUUCACACCAUGUGGCCAGGCACAGACUUUCUUAGGCAAGAGUUCAAGUUAAAGGCACUAGAUUAUGAUAGGUGUCGUUUUUGGUGCAGGUGUGAAUGACAGCCCUGUGGGAUCUCAGCUGCUCAGGCAUUCAUAGGCAUUGUAUUCAUGAUCAGAGCCUGUCUGCCAGCCUUAAGUGUACUUAUUUGCAAUGCGUAUUUCUGCUGUUCCAGGGAAAGGUUCCCAGGACAGCUGUUUGUUUCAUCCCCGUUUGCCAUAACAUACAGUUGUAGGUGUUUUUCAAUGACCAAAGGAUCUGCAGUGGGCACUCUUUUUAGCUUAGCCUAUAUCUUGGGUAAAGCACCUUAUCAAUAGGUAAUGUAAAGCACCAGUUAUGUACCAUGCAAGUCCAAUCCAUUUACAGCCAUUUAAUUUUUUAUAUUGAUUACACCCUUAAUUUUGAUUUGAGUCAAGUCUACCAGGAAUUCUGUGCACACCUUAUG